AUGGCCGAGAUGCAGCGCGCUCACAAUGGCCGCGUGGGCCUGGCCACGUCCGUUGGAGAGCUAAACGCCUCCCGGGCCCAGGGCAGCAGUCAGAGCGUGAACAGCUUGCCCAGCUCCCCGAGCACCGCUCCAGGGCCCGUGGCCAGCUGGGCCGAAUCCUUCGAGGCACUGCUGCAGGACCGCGUGGGCCUCGCCUACUUCACCGAGUUCCUGAAGAAGGAGUUCAGCGCUGAGAACGUCUACUUCUGGCAGGCGUGUGAGCGGUUCCAGCAGAUCUCUGCCACCAAUGCCCAGCAGCUGGCCCAGGAUGCACGGCGCAUCUACGAUGAGUUCCUGUCCAGCCACGCCGUCAGCCCCGUCAACAUCGACCGGCAGGCCUGGAUCGGGGAGGAUGUGCUGGCCACCCCCACCCCUGACAUGUUCCAGCUCCAGCAGCUACAGAUCUUCAACCUCAUGAAGUUCGACAGCUACGCCCGCUUUGUCAAGUCCCCGCUGUAUCAGGCCUGUGCCAAGGCCGAGAGCGGGGGGCUGCCUCUGCCCGACCUGCGGCCCCACCCGCGCAGCGGCAGCCCCCCGCUGGACCUCGGCAAGAAGACGAAGCUGAAGCCGGGCAAGUCGCUGCCGCUGGGUGUGGAGGCAGCAGGAAGCGGCGCUAGCGCGGCUCGGAGCCCCCGGCGCUCCUUCAGGAAGGGGGAGCGGAGAGAGCCCUCGUGGGCAGAUGGGGGGGACGGCAUGGGCCUGUGGCGCGAGUCCCAGGGCUCCCUCAACUCCUCUGCCAGCCUGGACCUGGGCUUCCUGUCCUCCUCCAGCACCAGCCUCCCCAGCUCGGGGCCCAGCUCCCGCCUGGAGGGCCCCCGGCAGAGCCUGGGUGGGACUGAGCCAAUGAAGUACUGCUGCGUGUACCUGCCUGAUGGCACAGCCUCGCUGGCUGCUGUGCGGCCUGGCCUCUCUGUGCGCGACAUGCUGGCUGGGAUCUGUGAGAAGCGUGGCUUCCACCUGCCUGACAUCAAGGUCUACCUGGUGGGCAACGAGCAGAAGGCGCUGGCGCUGGACCAGGAGAGCUCGGUGCUAUCAGACAAGGAGGUGAAGCUGGAGAACAGGAUCAGCUUUGAGCUGGAAAUUGCCUCUGUGGGCAAGAGCGUGCGCAUCAUGGCGAAGGCAACCAAGAGCCUGCGGGAAGCACUACAGCCCAUCUUGGGGAAGUACGGCCUGGCCAUGGAGCCCAUGAAGCUGCAGCAGGAGGGUGAGCCCAACGCCUUGGACCUGGAGAGACCGGUCAGCACCGUGGCUGGCCAGAAGCUGAUCUUGGAGGCCGGAGCAGGUGGGAAAGCUGCAGGCACUAGUCACGCCUCUGCAUCCUCUUCCCCCCUUGGGAGUGAGGAGAGCAGCCCCGGCGACGCGGAGGCGGAGCGGCUGCUGGAGGUGCCCGCGGGGCUCCCCCGCUCCCGGGCCACGGCCGCCAAAAACCUGAACCGGCGCACGUACGACCUGGAAGGAGAGAGCCCAGGCAUCCUGCCUCCCGCCAUGUAUCGUGCGCUCAGCAGCACGUGCCUGUCCCCGAGCCUGGAAACUUGGCGGCGGCGGCGGUGA
Messenger RNA from Alligator sinensis (Chinese alligator), 1590 nucleotides. It is a transcript of the gene RGS14, whose product is annotated as regulator of G protein signaling 14. Lineage: Eukaryota; Metazoa; Chordata; Crocodylia; Alligatoridae. Gene Ontology annotation, molecular function: GTPase activator activity; G-protein alpha-subunit binding; microtubule binding. The transcript is spliced from 17 exons. Gene Ontology annotation, biological process: regulation of G protein-coupled receptor signaling pathway; signal transduction. The record is from RefSeq and is a predicted model, not a curated record. The coding region runs from base 1 to 1590 and encodes 529 amino acids.